Molecule: messenger RNA, 789 nt
Organism: Aspergillus homomorphus CBS 101889
Lineage: Eukaryota; Fungi; Ascomycota; Eurotiomycetes; Eurotiales; Aspergillaceae
Product: SDR family NAD(P)-dependent oxidoreductase
Exons: 3
Coding region: 1-789 (262 amino acids)
Source: RefSeq, a predicted model, not a curated record
AUGACGGCGCAACCUGACACCUUCCUCAGCCUUCAAGGCAAAGUGGCCCUCAUCACGGGCUCAGGCAAGAAGAGAGGUAUUGGCGCGGGUAUAGCCACCACCCUUGCACAUCAUGGCGCAUCGGUCGUCAUCAACUACGUCUCGUCAUCUACGGCAUCCUCCGCCGCGGCAGUGGCAGAGGGUAUCUCUGCUACGGGCAGGAAGGUCCUCGUCAUGCAGGCGGAUAUCUCACGUCCAGAGGAAGCCCAGAGACUUGUGACAGAGACGGUCACCGCGUUCGGGAAGAUCGAUAUACUAGUCAACAACGCCGGAACAGGGUUUCCCGGCCCCGUGCUGAGUGCGACACCAGAGUCCAUGGCAACUACCUUUGGCGUCAAUGUCUUCGGUCCUCUGUAUUUGGUUCAGGCUGCAAUAGCGCAUAUGCCACCGCACAGUCGUGUGAUCAAUAUCGGUUCCGUGGCGUCAAAGUUAGGAGUGUCUGGAUCGCCCAUCUAUCUGGCUUCGAAGGCGGCAACGGAUGCGUUGACCCUUGCUAUGGCUGGUGAGCUGGGUCGCGGUCAUGGUGGCAUUACAAUCAACACAAUCUCCCCUGGCCCGGUCGACACGGACGGUGUGCCACCCGCUGUGGCAGAGAUGAUUCACAAGACUAUGGUACCCAUGACCCGGGUCGAAGAACGGGUUGGCACUGUGGAGGAUGUGGCUGAUGCAGUGCUUCUAUUGUGCUCCGAGAAGAGUCGGUGGAUAUCCGGGCAAGUUAUCUCGGUCAGUGGAGGAAUUGUGGGCGGUUGA